This is a messenger RNA of Adineta steineri, 669 nucleotides long. The record is from the annotation of a GenBank genome assembly. Lineage: Eukaryota; Metazoa; Rotifera; Eurotatoria; Adinetida; Adinetidae.
AUGCAAAGAAAUAGAGAUUGGGAACCAGUUUCCAUUGGCUUGGCCUUAACUGUUGGUCCUGCUUUGAUUGGUGGUAUUAUCACCUUGGCUAAACAGAUUCACAAUACUAUUGAAACUUAUUGUGCAAAUCAAACAGAUUGUAUUGAAUUGAAUGAGCAUAUUUAUGAAGUUGUUGGUUGUUUAGAGCAUAUUCAAUGUGAUGCACAAAUUUCUAAACAAUUAGAACAACCAAUGUUAACCUUACAAGAUUGUCUUAUAGAUUGUGUAGCAUUAUUAGAAAAAUUUACUAAUGCAUCAACCAUUGGACAAGUCUUACGUAGUCGUCAUUAUAAAAAAGAAUUUGAAAAACUUAAUAAUCAAUUAGACAAAUGUAAAAAUCGUCUGUUAUUCGUUAUUCAAAUUCGUAGUUUGCCAACCAGCCAACAAAUAUCACAUUUAACAACACCUCAAUUAGAUUUAGAUGGACAUCAUAGACGAAAACAUAUGGAUCAAUCAAGACACACACCAAUGACACCUUUUGUUAAACAUGUGGUGAAACAAUCUCCAACAAUCGAUCAACAUCAAAGCAGGCAUAUACAUCAUUCCAAAAAUCAUCAUCAUCAUCAUCAACAUGAACGCCGUGCAUCAAAAGUACCAAGAUCAUUAGUGAAAGGUGUGAAUCAUCACUAG